Pomacea canaliculata is the source of this 1910-nucleotide messenger RNA. RefSeq lists its product as uncharacterized. NCBI's taxonomy places the organism in Eukaryota, Metazoa, Mollusca, Gastropoda, Architaenioglossa, Ampullariidae. Bases 122 to 1867 code for a protein of 581 amino acids. The record is from RefSeq and is a predicted model, not a curated record. The transcript has 12 exons.
CACUACAAUCUCCGAUGUUGACUCCAUCUCCUCGUCGCCAGUAAACAUCGGCUACACUGGUGAUGUCUCCACACGUGACUGGAGCAGUACAGGCACGGAAUCCAGAUGUAUAAAGCUACCAAUGGCUAAUCACAUCACCUCUGUCCUCACGACCCUGACACGUUCACCUGUCACACGUCACACAGCUUUGUAUCACGUGACGUUGUUUCUUCUGAUACACGGCCUUCGUGAAGCUACAGGACUCCGAAUAAUCAACUGUAACAACAACAAGGUAGAAAUAUUUGAAGACUCACCUGCUUCAGUCACGUGUGUAGAUAUCACCAGUACAAUCGAUAUUACCUGGCUACGAGGAGAUGGAGUAAUUAUCGGAGAGUGUAGUGCUGCCGGUAGCUGCACCAAUAACUUAUACAACGACUACAGACUCAACAGGUCACCGCAGUCCACGGAGAGUCAGCUGACCCUUGUCCCUGAUUACCGACGUCACGCGGGUCUCACGGUCACGUGUCUGGAGAGAGGGACUGGCUCCACAGCCUCCUGUACUCUCGUCAUCAAAAGUCACUCUGUGCUCAGUGAGUGUCACGUGACCACCAACCCUGUGGACGGGACUGUGUCAGGUUCAUGUCGUGUACAACAAGCUUUCUCCUCUGAUAACAUCUACACCUGUACAUGGACUAGGAACACAGGGCAGCAGACAUUUGGAGGGUUUGAUGCCAGUCGUGAGCUGUGUUCGUUCACACAAGGUCUGCCACAAGCCGGGGGACUGUACACCUACAGCAUUUCUGUGUCUCCUCCUGCUACUACAGCCUUUGAUAAGGAACUCACACUAGUGGAACCCGGUGACGUAAAAACCACGUGUCCACACUCGGUGGUGAGAGGAGGAGACCUGUCCUGUACAUGUCAGACGACAAACACCGCCAGUCCUCCAGCCACAGUGAGAUGGGAGGGACGAGACAGUGAGAAGCUGGUGAAGACUAACGUACAGCGGGAGGACAACGGCACACAGUUCACGUGUCACGUGACAUGGGCUGGGCGUGUCUACACCUCCUUCGCCUACACUCUGCUGGUCAUAUGUGUGGAGGGCCCCAGUGAUGUCGUCAUUAGCGAGACACAUCAUCCAGGUAGCAAUGGUUCAACCGUCUUGAUUUUAUCGUGUAACACAAUAGGUGAUGUGUACCCGGGUGUGACCUUUACCUGGAGUCCAGGUGUUUGUCAGAAUGAAACACACGCCGCCAGUAGCAGCACGUGCACCGUUGUUCUAGACGUCAAGGAUGACGGGACAAUUGUGACGUGCACGGCUAUAAAUAGCAUCGACAGCCGGGUAUCCGUCUCGACAUCGGUGACACUGCGGAUAAAUGGUUCGGAGAUUAUCGGUGUCAUGGAUCCAUCAACAGACUUCACAUCAGUGACGACACCAACACACGUGAUCAUCGGCGUUGUUGUUGCUGUUGGUGGCAUCGCUGUCAUCGUCGCUGUGGCUGUUAUUUUAAUCAGAAAACGAAAAUGCAGAUUACAGAAAACACCAGCUGAUUCAGUGCAGCUUCCGCUGGGUAGCAACGAAGUUUUCACAAACCUACACAUGGAUGACAGUCACCUUGCUCACGACCACAGCUACACCAACCUCUGUAUCACAGAAGUCAGCCCCACUGCACAGCCUCAAGGUGCGAGUGGAGGAAACGUUCAGACAGAGAUGUAUGAGAACACACAGACACUGCCAGACCGGACAUACGACACAACCUGCAGGCAGCAUGAAGAACACAAAUACUCUGACCUCAAGGGGAUCAUGAAGGUUCAAAGUAAGGUCAAGGUUACAGCAAGAGACCCACGUGACACCGAGGGAAGGGAUAAAGACGUGUACUAUAAUGUUUAAUAUUGAGCAAUGAGCUUCCAUUAGAAAUAAAACUGUACUCAAC